This is a messenger RNA of Schistosoma haematobium, 17931 nucleotides long. RefSeq lists its product as uncharacterized. The transcript has 3 exons. The record is from RefSeq and is a predicted model, not a curated record. NCBI's taxonomy places the organism in Eukaryota, Metazoa, Platyhelminthes, Trematoda, Strigeidida, Schistosomatidae. The coding region runs from base 6042 to 6425 and encodes 127 amino acids.
CAUCAUUUUCGUCUCAUGCGAUUAUUUGGGUGUAUUAUACUACUAACUAAUACACAAUUAUUUGAACGAAGAAUAUUCUUUAAAGAGGAAGAAUGUAUUUGUAAAAUCUCAGCGAAAGAAUUUAAAUCAAACGUUUCGCCUGGCAAUCUGGUCCAAGUUUUUUCAAGGAAACAUAUAUAUAGAUACAUUCUUACUCUUUAGUGUCUCACAUUAACUCGGCGCCCAAAUACUGUGAAACUAUUCGAUCAAAUUUAGACGAAAGUUCUUAUUUAGAAGAAUAUUCUUUUCAAUAAUUUCUCAUCAGGUUCUACAAUUAUAAAUCCAGAUUAAUAAUCCAUAAAACUCAUGUUUUUGAAUGAAGGAUUGUUUGUUAUAUAAAAUCAAAUCGUUAUUCUUGGAGUUGACUAAUAUGUUGUGUUAACUUGAAUCAGUUUACAAGCGAAAUGAAAUUGUGGAAUAAAUAGUCAGCAUAAAUAUGGUCAACAUGGGGUGAGAGAGAAAAUAAUGUAAUAAAAACCAUAAAUUACGCAAUAUGUAGAAUAAAAUGAAUUAGGUCAGAUGUAGUAGAAUGGGGUGGAUGCUGAUCAUAUUCCUCAAAAAGUUAUCAAGUGUAAUAAUAAUAAUAACAAUGAUAAUAUAUACGAAGGACUGACUAUAGUUGUUUGGCUCUACCUAAAAACUCUUCGUCUGUUCAAGAACAUAGCCUCUUCAGGGAUAGAAAUCAAAACCAUUUAAAUCUCCUGGUGAGUAUGAUAUGAUUUAGUCUCUUAAUCGAAAUACAAUGAUGAUGAGUUCUAUUUAAACUUACACUAUCAACUAAUGCUCCUUUUCUUUCCUGAACAAAAUUAUAACAAGACAUCCUUUUUCAUUCCCUAAGGUGGGUAGUUGUCUCUUGACACGGUUGGACUCUACUGGUAAUAGCUUUUCAUCAUAAACUCCAGGAACCCCAUCUCAUGAUGGAAGGUCCUGAGUUCAUUCCAUGGACGCGCGGUCGUACGUGCGCACUGUCAAGAGAUCAAUAUCAGGCUGAGACGGCUGUCCACUGAUUCCUAAUUUCCAGUGGUUGUUUCACUAACGUCAAUUCGUGAUUUAAGCUAUGAGAAUUAUGCAAUUUUUAUCCCGUAUUAACCCUGUUUUUGUUAAUGUUGGUCAUUAUUUUAUUCACAAGAAUAAAAGAACAUGAUGAACAGAAAAAACGUCGUAAAGAACAAAUAUCAGCUGAAGGCGAAGCGUUGAGAAAGAAUGCAACAAUUGAUUUAUUAGAACGUGAGAAGCUCGAUCAAAUCUAUCGUGAUCAGAUGAGAAAACUAGCAAAAGAAUUUCAAGACCAAAUUAAUGGUCAUAUACAAAUGAAAGAGAUUGAAAAAUUAUGUGAUGAAGUGCGAAAAUUCUAUUGAUCAACUGUUAUGCUUUUUCACUAAAUUUUGGAUAUAUUACUUAUAAAUACAUAAUCUAGGUAUAGACCGUACUGGAAAAUCAAAAAUGUGAGGAUAUAAGUAGUUCAUAACCAGUGUCCUAAAGUAAUCGGUAAUGUGUCUUAAUUGUAGUGAUAGCACCAACGUUAGGGCCCAGGCACAUUCAAUUGGUAAAUCGUGGAUAAGACGAUCACACUUCUCUAAUAGCGUGUAUAUUUAAUUUAAAACAUAGAACUUAUUUGCAUAAUUAAAUAAAAUCAAACUGCUUAUCUCUUGUAGGAGUAGGUAGAAAUCUUGUGUAGAUGAAAUUGAAACAUGGAAUCACUUCAUGAAGUCACUAACCGUUGGUCUAAGCCGUGUAGGUAGGUGAAGAAUAACAUAAUUAGUGUCAGCAUGGCUGUAUUAAUGAUUGAAAAAACUAAGUGAUAUGAUUUGGGAUCGGGGUAGAUGCAUUCAGUCAUCGUCUUUGCUUUAGUUUUAAAUUUUGAAAUCGUCCUACACUUUUUAUCUAAUCAAUGUAUUCUUUGUUUUCCAAUAAUAUUAUUUAUCCCUGACGCUUUUUACUACAACUGUGAUAUCUGCUACCUAUCCUAACAGAUAGUAGUAGUAGUUGUAGUAGUAGUAGUAGUUGUUGUUGUUGUAGUAAUUGUAGUAGUAGUAGUUGUAGUAGUUGUAGUAGUAGUAGUAGUAGUACCAAUCAAAAGUGUAACACCUGGGAGCAGAAGAUUGCAGUGAAGAGAACAGGUAGAAAAUAUGAAAGGAAACGAAAUAACAACAUAAUUAGAGAAACGACAGAGCAUGUAAAGGACGAAGCAAAGAUGUGCAAUUGGUGUAUUUAAUGUGUAACUUCCAUAUUUAACCAAGCCACCGUGUGAUAUUGCAUCAGAUAAUAAAUUGGUUUUCCCCAUCUGAGUUUUUGUUCACUAUACAGCCGCCACCAUUUAUAGUGUUACUACAUUUACUGCCCUAAUAUCUAUUUAUCUCAAAAUACUGGCAUGGUGAGGCAACGUUCACUAAUGCACAUGCGUGCGCAAGUUUUUACGUUGCUUAUGACUAGUUGACUGAUUGAUUUGCCCGACUCUUUAGAGUCUGUAUUCGUUACAAAAUUUGGAAACUAGUUAACAUCCAUUGUUUAUAAAUUGAAUCUAAUUUUUUAAAUAUUUCCAAAUAUCUAACAGUAGGAAAAAUCUAUCAAGACGCUUUAUUACUUCGUUUAGAGACUGUAUCACAUUCUUUGAUAUAUUCUGAUCACCACGUAAUAAACAAAAACUUCUGUUAUCACGUAAACUUUGUCGUUUUAGUUAACAAGCUUCUCAUAGGAAAAAAGAAAUAGAGACUAGCAGAAGUGAUUUGCAAGAGCAAUGUAAUGCAUGCCCAAUAAAAAGAGUCAUCAGUGAUAGUAUGUCAAAUAGUUUUAAGAAGACGAGAAAAUAUAUGAUAAUGUGAACACUAAUGACUCCUAUUACUUGGCGCCUCAAAGUACUGAUUUAUUUAUUUAUUUAAACACAUAAACAUUAGUACAAGGAUGCACCAAAUAGAUAUGCGCCACAUAAGUCAUUCAAUUUGUGUGAGAUCUGGGAUACUGCUCGGGUGCCCAAACCGAAGCAGAGUACUGAUUUCUAGUAAAUCGUAAACCGUAAUGGAACUCGUUCUCGAAUUUUACCGAGAUCAAAAAUGCAUAGAUUUACUAAUCGGUUCUAUUACUAAACUGUGUAAAGAAGCAAUCUAUUAAUAAAUUUUGAGUCUAGGUGUAUAAAAUGUCAAAGGUAUACUCCCCAAGCAUUUAUACAGAAAAUUUUAUACUUUACGUUACAAAAUUGUGCUUUCAUUCUAGCAGUUUAUUCGCCAAUGAAUAAAGUGGUGCGUAAUAGAUUACUUCAGCCUGAACUAACGAGCCUAUUUAUAACGACUUUACUGUAAAUAAAAAUUUUUUACUGUACUAUUUUUGUACUAAACGAUGAAGCAUGGUCGCAUUCUUUUACCGGCUGAUGCAGUUAAUAUUAAAUACCCUAGGGGUGGUCGUCAAGACUUCUAACCCUGAGAUUUAGACACUAGGUGUAGAUAUUUAAAGCCGACUGGAAGCUGGUUCAUUUCAUGACACUUAAACUAGGUUCACCUAAUUUGGGAUAAUUUAAUUCCUGCCAUGAAUUGGUUAAGGUACAUACUAUUCCCUCAUUUAAUUUUCUGAAAAUUAACAUUUUCCUACAGGAAGAUUCUUUUUACUAAAUGUUCCUCAUCUUUAAAAAGGUCGAGGACAUUUAUCUGUUAUCGUUUCAUUUUUUUAAUAUAUUGCCUCUUGAUCUAUUCCCCAAACUAUUACGAAUGUCUUUCCACACACAAAUAGAAUAAGUCUGUUUUUUCUUAUGAAUAGAUCUUUGAACUGAGGUUUAUUUUUUUGUAUUAGCCGGUAGCUAUGAUAGUGAAUAGCAGUUUAUCCAUAUUCAGUAUUCCAAAACGUCAACGUUAAAACUAUUUCACUUAUUUAUUAUCAAUAUACCACUCAUCUAAUUCACCCUAAUUAAGACUUAACAUAUUUAGCCAUUGUCUCUUUAUCAAGUUCACUGCUAUAUUCAGUAAAACACGUUAUUACCUAAAAUUUACAUGGAACGAAGAAUGCGCGUUUCUUUAGGGCUGAAAACAUAAUCUGAUAAUACGAACGAAACAGCUACGUAAUACCUAGUUCGGAACUUAGAUUUUAUCUAUCAUUUGUUUUGUUUUUUUAAUUUACCAAGAUAAAUAUUCUCGAUGUUAGGCUCUAACACGUUCAUACAUAUCUAUACGAACCACUUCAACAAAUGUAUAAUCAAAGAGUAAAUCUUCCAUAUUUUGUUUAUCUUUUCUCAUUUCCAAUUUUGUGUUUGUUUUUCACAUUACAUCUAAACGAAAAUCAAAGGAAAUUGAAGAACAAUGUCGAUUGUUUGCAGCAGCUAAGAUCAAAAUGACAAAAAUGCGUAUCAUGAAGGAACGUGAUAUGUUUCAGUAUGUGAAUUCACACACUUCAAAUUGCACUGAAUUUAUCAUUAACCUGAAUGCUUGUUAUUUAAUCAUUAUAAGUAGCUACUAUUAAAUAGUAGUAAGUAAUUAGGAGUUGAAAUAUCGUCUGUUAUUUAUAUAUUAACAUUAAACUGAAGGAACCACUGAUAAUCAAGAGGCACUGAGCAACUUUUUCGACCUAUUUUGAGGCUGUAUAUCACUCUUACUCUACAACUGGGUUGGAAAUGUAAACCAUUAGAUUCUAACCAAUAAUAAUUUAAGUGAUGAGCUCAUCAAUAUGCUUAAAAGCUCCAUGUUCAGUCUUUCAGGGGAAUCGAAAGUCCAGAUCUGUUGUUAAUAAUUAUAAAGCGAUCGAUUUUUACGAUAUACAUAAUCAGAAAAAACGUCAGUCAUUCAAGGUUUAGAUUGGCAUGGAUUUAUCGAACUGAUAAUGAUAAUAAUUGUCUAGACUGGCACUAAAGUGUCCAUUCAUUCAAUAAUUCAAUUUAGAAGAGUAAAUCUAAAAUCUUCAAAAUGUCUCCCACUCCAUAAAAAAUCACAGUAAAUACCUCUUUUUCAUAAAUAUCAGACAAAAAGAAGCCGAACUACAAAAAAUACAAGAAUAUUUAUCAGAACAAUUGAAAAAUGCACAAACUAAUGAAGAAGCACGGUUAAACAGAGCAACAACAGAAAAAGAAGAAAAAUACCAACGAGAUACAAAAGAAAGAUAUGACAAACAACUGAAAAUUAUCCAAGAAAUCAAUGAAUAUAGAGUGGAUGAAAUAGAAAGACGUAGAAAACGAUUAGAAGACGAGAAACAAAUAGAAUUAUGUGAAAUACGUGGAAGGAUAGCGGCUGAAUUGGCAUUAACUGAAUAUGAAAAUGCAUGUAAGACAAAAAAACUGGAAGAACGAAAGCAAUUAUCACGACAGUUACUGCAGGAAUCAGUAAGUUUGAUUGUUGAACAUGAGUUGAUUGUACAGUUAGGUAUAAGAGUCAUUUCUUGCAGACGCCCGCUAUAGUAUAUAUAAAGCACCCCAUCGACAUUUAGAAGGUUAUUUGUGCACUUUUUUUCUAUUUCAGCAUUUAAUCAACUUUUGUCAGGAUAUAGGCUUCUUAAGAGAAUGCAUAGAUAUUGCCUGUAUUUACAGUGUGAACAACAACACUAAGGUGUUGGUGUCGGUUCUAUUGCUUGUUUACUAGGAAUAUUUAACAUCGAUUUCAGUUCCCAAUCGUAGUACUGAACACUUGGUCUGAGUAAUUCAUUAAAAAAUCACUUUUUUCAUACUGAGGUUAUCCGUGCAUAUUUUGUUCAAAAACCAAGAAUACUAAUAGAAGUAAAAAUUUUAAACUACUUAAUGAUUUAAUAUUUUGGAAUAAACACCAAAACUUAUAACACGCUGUAUUAAUAACUCAUACUACUUAUUUUCAAGGUUUGAAUAAUUUUUUCUGGUUAGCGUAUUUUUAGCGAGUUAGUUUUCUACGGGUUGGGGACGCUAACCCCAUGCCCAACCCUCCUCCUUUAUCCGGGCUUGGGACCGGCAGUAGCCCCCGGAGGGACUCCGGGCGGAGUUUAUUUUCCAAAGUAAGUAGUAACAUAAUGUUAUCAAUUAAUUAUACAUUAAUGUUUACUCAUUAUGAAAUGCGACACAGAUGGUAAAACGAGUACUAGCCAAGAAAGAACGCAAAGCAGAAAUUGAAGCGAUAACCAAUGAAAAUAAACUGAUUCAAAUGGAAGAAAAAUUUUUUCAAGAUUACGCAACUAGAGUAAUUAAUCAUUGUAAAGCGAACGGUCGAAAUGUUUAUCCAUUGGAAAAAGCAACCCAUACAGGAUCAAUGACUGGUCUAGGCACCGGUUUACCAAGUUUAGUGACCAUUAAUAUGAAUCAUCCAACUGAUGAUCAACACAACAGUGAUCAAUCUACGAGUACGAAUGAUCAACGUUACAAUAAAGAAGUGCGCAACAAUGCUAUGUUAAAUGGAAACUUGACAAAUAAAAAAAUUAAUACUAACAAGCGUUUAGGAUUUGUUUGGUGAAUAUGUAUCUAUGUCUUUUAUGAAUUUAUAUUAAUCUCUUGAAAAUAUGUACUCCUUUACAAAGUUAUAUUUAUUUGUUGGUUAAAGUAAAGAUAAGUAUAUCUGAUACUUUUUCACUUUAAAUGAACAAACGAUGAGACUGGUUAGAUUUUACAUUUGAGAAUCGAAUUUGGGUGACAUUCAUAGUGAUCAGAAUACUUGGCUUCUAACUAGCAGGUUGUAUAUGCAAGCCCCGCCACACUUAAAUAGGUUUUGGCAAAUGGACAAUACUAUUGAUCCCCACAAAUAAUGUGUUUGUGCCUCAAGGCCGAGAUUAUAUAAAUCUGCUUUGAUGGAGUUAGCUAAUCAGAAGUAGCCAAAGUGGAAGGUUACUUGCUGUUAUAACUUGUGGUUUGUAACCUUGGUUCUUUGUUUUUCACCCCGUCGUCAAUUGUUAUAACGCUCGAUUUUACUUCGUCCAAUGUUAUAACGGUUGGGUUUCCACGUUUACAUGUAUGGGACGUUAAUUUACCUUAAACGAUUAUCUACACUAGAUUCCCUCCCAGUGUCUAUUCUACAGGACGUCAAUACAACUCAGAUCAAUAAUACGUGAUUAGUCUGACCACAACGUAAAUAUAUUCCCCCCCCCAAAACCUCAUACAACCCAACAACAAUCAACAAUGAUUCACAAUAAUAAUAAGAAUAGGGGAAUAUAUAACUCAUCUGACACCUGUCAGACCAUCUACAUAUGUCUGACUAAGCAGACAACCAAUCAUUAUCGUUCUCGCCCAUACAUCACUUGCUGACAGUCUGAAGUGGCCGGAAGGACAACUACAUAUCAUUGCCAAGGAAAUGAAUCCAUUUUCUAAGGAGUAGAAAUGUAUUUAUAUAAACGUGUAUUUAUUCAUAUUAUUCAGUAGUUCAAUAGACUUUUUCUCCCACUCGUCGAUUUGAGGGGUUAGCGCGUAACAGGUUGUGUAUCAGUUUCAGAUCUCGGAUAUCGCCCAGCACAACACUUUAAUAAAGGGACGCCAUCAUUAGCAAUUACAAAGAUAAGGGGAACCCAUUUUGUACGAUAACACACCUGAGUUCAUUGUUCUGGUUCAGUCAUCAAUGGAUUGGCCAACCAGUUAUUCAAAAUAAGGAGACUAAGAAUGUGUAGAAAGCUUUACUUUGCAGGUCAAAUGAAUAUUGGUCUUCUGAAGACAAAGAUACCUGGGCAGUGAAAAGUCCGUCAACUCAUAGUAACUCCGCUAACAUUUGCACCAAGCACUUAUCUUGUUUUUAGAACAGUAUUUGGUCUAUCCUGUUUGGUAGCAAUAUUUUAUCCGCUUGAACUGUACCAGAAUACUAAAGUCACCAUUUUUCAUUGAAAAAAAAAACACUAACUAGGCUUAUGAUUCAUCAAUUUGUUGACUGUAAUGAUGCCGUUUAUGAAGGUCAGAUUCAGUCCUUUACAUUACAUCCAUUGAGACAACAAAAUGAUCCUGAAUUAGGAUACAAUACUAGUGAGAAGACCAUUAUUGUUGUAGUCACAUAAUCAACAGUUUGAGUGGAUUCCCAGUCUCCAAAAACUAUCAAUAAUGCGCAACAGAGAGAGUAUUCAGACAUAUAUUAUUACUCCUUAGACUCUCAACUCAAGUGAGUAGAGAAGUGAGCCACCAGAUCAUAACGACACUCAGUUUACAAUUCUUAACGGGUACACUACAUACUAUGUUGAUUUUAUAGGAUUUGUAAUUAACUGGACUUUAUGAAUGGUUAAAGAUAUAACACAAUAAACAAGCAGGCGUCUAAUAGCACAGAUUCUGCUUCCAUUAAUUUGAUACCACGUGACAACUAUUUAAUCUCAUUGGUGGCAACUGUCCCACUUCCAACAUGUUUGGACCCAUCAGUCAAAAGCAUCUUGAAGUAAGCCACGAUUAACUUGGCUAUCAUAGUUUAGUUGAAAGACUUCUGUAAAGAUUGGCUUGUUUUGUAGGUUUUUCUUCGUCACAAAGUGACCUCACUCAGGGUAUCAUUGGAAACCAGCACCUGAUGAGGUCGUAGGUGCCCAUUACUGAGCAGUCACAUACUAGAAUGGGAUAGCUAUCCAUCGCUCUCUGGUUUUCAAUGAUACACUGAUUGAGAUCAAGCUGUGAUGAAUGCAACUUAUAGGACCAAAACUCACCAGCAAAUAGAUAACCCAGUUUCGUAUUCCUCUUGACUUUUUCUAACAAUUUCCACUUUUUGUAUGGCUACUUAUGCGUGAACAGGAUAAAAAUAAUUACAAAUCAUAACUGUCACGCUUAUCACAUUACUCUAAACAGACUUGUACCCCCCAAUAGAUCUGUGGCUCCCAGUGAAAUUUAUCAAUAUUUUUACACUAGAUAUUAUGUAUUGAUUUAACUCAGUAUGCUAUCAUUUCUUGGAUACUAGAUGAGCUAUUUCUGAAGAGUACUAUAAAUAUAAUUAGCUAUAAACCACAAUUUCCUAAUAUGGUGUCUAGUGAUAAUGUCCAAACCGAAUCAGCCGGGAUGGGGUUCAAACCUAGUACCCAAUAGUUGGAAGUUGAUCACUUUAACCAUUAAGCCACAGCGAUUAAUACAAAAAAAAUUUGAUACCGUGUAUAAUAAACCCGAUAAUAUAUAAAUCAACAAUUAUCCGUACUGAAAUUUCGAUAACCUGUAAUAUAUACACGUAAAUCGUAUGUAGAAAGGACACCGAUGAAAUCGAACCCCUGUUUUGGCUUCAUACUUGGAGAAAACCGUCAAUAAAAUCUAUGUAUCUAUCUAUCUAAAGAACCAGUGGAGUAAUGGAUAUAUAAAUCAAUAAGAUCUGAUUAACGCUAUCCGAUAUAACUGAACUAUAAGGGCAAAGUUGAGCAACGGCUUUGUGUGACCUUGAACCGUUAUGACCCAUUCGACCAAUCAGGAAACAGACAACAUAAAUGAAUGUUUUAUGAUGUCAGAGCUGGGAUCUAGGGAUUAGCGUAUAGAAUUAAACAUUUGAGACCGCGAUUAAACUUAUAAAGCAAAAGAAAAAAAGCAAUGGUCUCAACAGUAAAUUUGUAUUUGAUCUAGUACAUAUUUAACUACAAUUCAAAUUAUCAGUCCUUCAAAAAUAAAAAGUGCUUCCAAGCUCCCACCGCCAGCACAACUUAAGAGUAACGAUUUCGCACUUUACGCCUCAAAUCUUUAUCGCAAUCAGCAACAUGAGCAUAAAACUCAUUCACAUCCGGAUCACACCAUAAACCUCGAGGAUUAUGAUAAACUGGGUAGUCAAACCAAUGACCAAUUUUCCAGCCUGCAACAUCACCCAUUAAAUUCUGUUCGUAUUCGCGAUUUUUUCGUAAUUGCUUCAAGUAUAAUCGUUCUUGUUCAGCUAUAAUGAAAGGAGCAAGGGCGAUUCGACAUUCUUCGUCUUCUCUAUUAAUUUUAGCUUGUUUUCCUUUCAUAUGUUUGAGAACUUUAAAGCCCACAUAUGUUGAAGUAUACAAUGCGCCAAGUGUUAUAAGACCUUAUUAAUUAUAGAGAUGCAUCCAUAAAAAGGUUGGUUUAGUGGUUUACUAUGAAAAAAGGGUGUUUAAAAAGGGCUAAAAUAAUUUGUAAUAUGAAUAUGUAUUCCUUUAUUGAAGCAGGAAGCAGCUAGGAACAGUGAACUAUACAGCAUGCUAAAAUAAUUGUGAUACAAAAUCGAGGGUUAUAUAUAUAUAUUUGUAUUGAAGAUGGUGAGAGCUAUGUAAUUUGACAGAUUGGAUCAGUCAGAAAUCGGCAAAAUGAUAAAUGCACGUGGUUGACUAGGAAAUGGCUUUCAACUUGUAAGUUGCUUUAACAACCAUACUGAAGUAUAACAACUGUGAGUUGCUCCUUUUAGAUAACCAGGAUUUGUAACAAUGAUACCCUCCCAUAAUGAAAAGAGUAGAUGAAAGAAGUUUAAUUCUAAGAAUACCACACUACAUCCUGUUCUAUAGAUUCUCACCGCCGGCUGUAAUAUUCGAAAGUACAGAAUCAGAAACUGCUUUUAUGAAGGAUGUGUGCACUGGCCUGAAAUAGUUGUCCCUUGCUCAAUCUAGUCAUUUUCACAGGUCAUCAAGAUUAUACCUAACGCAGUUGCAUUUUUCAGGUCCUUCAAAAAUAAUACUCUGUUAGACAAAUAUGCUCAUUAAUACAAAGUAUGGUGCGAUAGUCCACAGACAUAAAGUGAUGUUAAGUAUAAUAGCUUUGUAUAGUUUAGGCAGGACUUUGGUAAGAUCUAUCAUGUACGACCUGUCGAAUAAUCUAGGUUUGGUUUGAAAAUUCUGUUUAGGAUGGGAUUAAAGGUACAGCAAAGAUAAGUAAGAUAGUUUAUAAGUCUCUUACGUUUUACGCAUUAUCCAGAUUAUUUUAAAUGUUAAUACUUAGGAAAUAGAUUUGGUAAAAUUAACAUGAUACUAAUUAGUCAUAGUGACUACUAAUCGUUGCUUCAAAUUAGUGAGAAGGAUUUACGAAUUAUUAUUACGGAUGAUUAAAACAGAUCGGGAUCUUAGAAGAUAGUUGCAGUCCGAGUUUUGUGAAAGCUUUAAAGAGAAUAGGCUGGUGAUAUUACGAGCCACUAAACUAAGAAAUAUUAAAUACUGAAUUCUAAAGGCAUCCAUGCUUAGCAACAUUAGUACAUUUUAACCUGUACUAAGUAUUUGGUAACCAGACUUAUAUUCUUUCUUGACUAAACUUCAUAUAAACUUGUUAUAUAUUUUCCUUUUCUUAUUGUACGACAAAAGAACCCUUAACACUGAUAUUUUGCACCUUUAAUAUGGAGCAAAUGCUUGUUUUGUUGCACCUUGGUGUAUAGGAAUAGUAUGCAUUUUGGAUCACCAAAGUGUAAAGUACAUCUAUAAAACUAUCAAAACCCUGCGGUUGUCCUAUAUUCAUCUGGAGAAGUGAGCCCAUGAAAACAGUUGAAUUCAUGUAUAUAGAUAUCUGCAUGAACUAUAGCGGUGUAACGUAUGAGAUUAUAUUUCAUAUAGCAGAACUUAGAAUGACAUUUUAAUCUCUACUACCUUUGACACUGUUGUGAUGUUAAUCUGACUAUAAAAACUGGAUGCAAGAUGCUGUGUAAAGAGCUUUGAUUUACGCUAAUAAAAUUUGGUCUUUCUGAGUUAGGCAUAUUAAAUACUGUGUUUUUAAUAAUCUAUCCUCAGGUAAUCCAUUAUUUUCUGUGUUAACACUGUGUAACUAAUCCGGAAUCUUUGAAAUGUGUUUAAAGAUAACUAAAAUCAUGAUCCAAUAUGUUAAUAAAUUGAAAUACCACACCCAGUUGACUACAUGUAUUUUAUGUAUCUUUCCAGGCGUCCUUAUAAUGAGUUUUAUUUACUGACAUUCGGACUGUGGAAAAAAAUCAUAGGUGAUCAGUUUAGAUCAUGGCAUCAUGAGAUGAACGAUUCAUGCUCUAACUUGGCACUCAUGAAUUUCUUGAAACUUGAUAUGACGUCUAAAAUACCAUACAACUUGGCAACUUCAAAUAUUAUCAAUCGUAUCCUAAAUUAAAAGGUAGUGACGGUCAAGAUGGAUGUUUUACAGUGCAAUUCAGGUCAACAGUAAGACGUAACUUCUAAAUGAAAAAAACCUACCGUAAUUACAUUCUUAUUUGUAUUAUUUAGCAGAGAUUAUUCUCCUCAUUUAUUUUUCACCCAUAAUUUCCCCUAUGAUCCCCUUACAAUAUUGUCAUUUUACUUUAUAUUGCACUUCCUUCGAAUUCUGUUGCACCAAGCAUUUUCAUUUCAAAUAAAAUAAGUCUGGUGACGCCUGAGAAGCCCAAAAAGAGUUUAAGAGUUAGUUGAUUCAAUGUUGGAUCGAACUUUUUUCUUGUUACAGAGUAGUCUACCAGUGAUAUUGGCCUCUCUAAGACAUCCGCCAAAAAAUAUUGAGCUCGUUGAGACACUACAAAAGUCAAUAAGCCAGUUGAUCGGAUACUAUCAAGGCUAGAGACAGCUGGCAAGUGUUAACAAUCAGAAUGAGCAUAUGAAAUGCGAAUUUCGUUGUAAAGAAGCACACAGAAUAACAGUAAAGAUGUCGAAGUGGAAUAUAAUGUGUUUUCUCCAACACAUUAUUCCCAACUUUACUUGCCUGCUGUAAAAGUAUAUAUCACAUGCUAGCCAGUAAAUUCAUUGGUUGUGGAAAAAAUCAGGUGAAAGAAACAAAAAUUAGUACACCAAAAAUGGCAUACCGUGUACAUAGCCUUUUGGCAUUUUUCUUGAGACAUCAAUUGGAACGAAACCUCCGGGAGGAGGCAUUUCUUGUUUGUAACCAGGCAUUAUCUGGAAAGAAAAGUUAAUAUGUAGAUUAACACCAAACGAUGAUACAAGCCCAAUUAUUGAUCAUAAUGUAAUAAAUGAAUGGCGUAUCAGAAAAAGAUUAUAGAUGUAACAACAGUGAACGAUAUAUUAGAUGCAUAGUAUCUGCAGACAGUAGGUUAUUUAUGUGGUUAUAUCGUUACUGUCGUACUGUUUAUAUUUUGAAACGGGAAACACUAAAAUUUCCAUGACGCAGUGACUUAUCGACAAUCUAAAAGCACAUUUCCAAAACAUAAUGUCUUUAAACCCAAAAUACACUCAUUCAUACAUUGAUUUUACAUACACUUACUGAUUAGCUAAUAAAUAUUACAUAUAAGAAUACACAUUUAUUAUAAAAACAUAUAUGUAGCUCAUAUUGAAUCAAUACAACGAAUAAAAUAGUCACGUUGGACCAAUUUCAUAAUGAGUUGAUGCAAAAAUAGUAAGCAAAGUAAUACCACCUUUUUAUCCCGUCAUAACAGUUUUUAAGUGUACAUAGAAUGAAAAUACUUGUUAGUUGUACGAAUGAGAACCUCACAGUGUGAUACUGUGGUUUUCUUAUGAGGAUAGUAGGUUGAUGAACCUGUGUUAAUCCUGACACAUUGCUUUCCAGUGAAGGUCCAGCUUCUCCUUGAAAGUAUUCACUGAUGGGGCUGAUACUACUUGUUCGGGUAAGGUGUUCCAAUGAUUGACUACUCGAUGAGAAAAACGGGACCCCACUUUAAGUUUAUUAGAUCGUAGUUUAUGAACCUUCUUCCUAUGACCUCGGAGAUUAUUAGUGCUGGAGGGAGCAAAAAGAUAAGACAUAUUAACACCCAAAUCAUAAUUAAAGAUACGAAAUGCCAGUAUAAGGUCACCUCGUGUCCUACGAUACGACAAAGGGAAAAGGUUUAGGCGUUUUAAACGCUCAUCGUAAGGGAGUCUAGAAAGACCCUUCACUAAUUUCGUUCCCACACGCUGGACACGCUCAAGGGAGUUAGUAUCCUUUACCAGACACGGGCUAGCUGCUUGGAUACAGUACUCUAAAUGUGGUCUUACAUAUAUGGGAUAAAAAUUCGAGACGUUUCCUCGUCAAAAGAUUUGAACGCUCGGCGAAGUGACCAUAACGCACGAAAACCUUUGACAUAGGCUGCUUUGCAAUCCGUAGUUGUUUUUAAAUCAUGACUUAAUACUACUCCUAAGUCUUUAUGCUCUUGAACGCAUGGAAGAGGUUUACCCUCAAUAGUGUAACGGUAACUAUUACCGUGACCGAUGUGCACUAGUACACUCUUCCUAGCAUUGAUUUCUAAGCCCCACUCUCGAGCCCAUCUAACUAAAUCGUCUAAGUCAGCUUGAAGAUCCACAUGAUCAGCCGCACUUUUUAUUGUUCUCCAGAUUUUUACAUCAUCCGCAAACAAUAAUGUUGACGACCUAAGUAACAGAGGUAACUCAUUAACGUAGAGAAGGAAGAGCAGACGGCCUAAGAUGGUGCCUUGGGGUACACCACUUUUGACCGGCUUCCAAUCGGAUAGCGUUUCGUUGACCCUCACUCUCUGUCUGCGGUCACAUAAGAAAUUUCUUAUCCAUUCAUGUACAGUACCUAUUAUUCCGAAGCUCGUGAGCUUCUGCAUAAGACCUACGUGUGAAACCUUGUCAAACGCUUUGCUAAAAUCUAUGAAUAUCACAUCGACAGACAGACCGUUAUCUAGGGCUGCUGUCCAAUCCUCCCUUGCAAUGAGCAAGUUAGUCAAGCAUGAACGCUUGUUACGAAAUCCGUGUUGCUCAGGAGCUAACAGAUUGUGUAAAUCUAUGUGGCUUAGCAACCUAACCCGAAUUAUCUUUUCAAGUAACUUAACGACUAUGCUAGUUAGACUGACAGGCCGGUAGUUAGAUACUAUCUGUCUCUGACCGUCCUUAAAUAUAAGACUGGCUAUAGCGUCCUUUCAAUCUCUAGGGAGUUGAGCGAGUGAGAGGGACAUGUUGAAGAGUGUCGCAAGCGGUUUUGAAAUAAUGUCCGCAAGAGAUGACAGCAACCGUGGAUGUAACCCGUCAGGGCCCGGUAUCUUACCAGGUUUGAGGUUAGUUAUCAACGGAAGGAUAGUUUCCUCAGUCACCUGUACAGAUUCAAUGGUUGGUAUCUCGGUGUGAGUGGGACAAGUAUUUGUUACAAUAAACGUAGAGAAGACUUCGCUAAAAUAGUCUGAAAAAGUCUCAGCUAGUAAUUCUGAAUUUUCGUGUAACAGUAACGGGGGAAUACCAUCACUACGUUUCAUUUGCCGUUUAACAUACGAAAACAAUCGUUUCGGAUAAGUACGGCUAUCAUAUACUAACUGUCGUUCGUAAGUGGUACGGGAUUUCGCUAUGGUUUUCUUACAGAUAUUACGGAAUUUUUGGUACUCACGCUUAAAUGGUGCAUGACCUGUCAACAAGAAUAAGUCCCAGAAAUGUUUCCUACGCUUUAACAGCUUCCGGGUUUCCUUAUUAAUCCAUGGAGGGCAAUGUGAUAGCUUACGUGCUGACCAUGGGAUAAACGGCGACGUUACGGACUCGAAUGUAGCCUUAAACUUAUUCCAUUCAUCUUCGAUCAAUCCAUCCGCGUCGACCGACCAAUCAGUCGAGAUAGCACAGUAUCUGAUUUCCGGAAUAUUAGCUCGCCAGAUAUUGGGACGGGGUGUAGCAGAUACAAAUCGUAUACCAUGUGUCCUAAACUUAAAGUGAAUUACAACUUGAUCACUGUUCACUAGUGGGGGAAGGUGCUGGAUAUCAAAGGCAUCCUCACAGUGGUGAGUGAGGGCGAGGUCCAGCAGUGACGGAUCAUGUUGCAAAUCAAUAUGUGUCGGUUUUGUGAUACAUUGUACAAGUGCACACUGAAUAACGGUAGAUAAAAGGUCGCUAUCGAAACCACUACCUGGAGCUGUAAGCUCUAUCCAGUUGAUAUGUGGUGCGUUGAAGUCCCCAAUGAUGAAACAACAUUCUGCCAUACUCCAAGAACAGAUGUGUCUUAGGAUAAAAUCGUCAGCAAGACAAGACGGACUACGGUAUAUUCCCCCUAUAGUCACUAACCCAUUUCUAGAUUUAAUCUUACAACAUGCAACCUCACAUGUGCCACUGAUAUGAGCCUCCGAUAUGGUUGAUUGUAUAAGAAAGUGAUCCCUAACGUAUAGUAUUAUACCUCCCCCUUUGCGACUUGAAACUCUAUCACUUCUGAUACAGAUAUAACCAGCAAUGAAAGAACAGUCUAUAUCAACGGUGAACCAAGUUUCUGUAACAAUGAUUAUAUCGGGACAUAAUUCUUCCACCAUCAGAAUUAGCUCGGAUGUUUUAUUUCUAAGACUACGAGCGUUCGUGUAGCACACACUUAAGGUGUUUUGGAAAUCAAUCGUUCUACCCAUACAGGCCUCGGAAGCAUUGGUUUCCAAGACCUGACUACCUGAAAACCCUUAAUGGUAAGGUUAUUUUCGCCAUUUAAUUUGCGAGUCCUCAACUCCGUAAGAGCAUUCUUCCACUUGAUUCGAUCCUCAAGUGGCCAAUCUGGUCGAAUACGGAUAUUUGAGGCACGAGUUUUUAGUGUGCUUUUCAAUAAUAUGUCUCUUUCUUCAAAACUCCCGAGAACCAGCUUCAGGUUACUUCUUGGUUGGGUCUCGCCUCCAACCCAUUUACCAAGUCGUAUUACUUUUGUAAUAUGUACCCCUGAAACCUCUUCAGGUAGUACAUUCCUUACCACAGACUCCACUAACUGCAGGUCAUGUGCAUGUCUUCUAGCAGGGUCGUUGUCUUUCGACUCCUCUAGAUUCCAAAUAAUUAAACUAGGGAGGGGUUUAGCUUCUUUUGAAACUGUGUUUACAGCUUUCGACCGUGACGUUAGAUCCUGUAUUUUAACUACUGGUAUCUUAAGAUUAGUUUUUAUUGUAACAGAGUCCUGGGAGUCGAGCGAGUGACUCACAACAAUGUUAGAAGCUUUACUAUGGGACUUUGGCGGAGUGGUCUGAGAGUCCACCAAGGACUUAUCAAGUAAACGGUCAUUAGUUUUAGCUGUCUUUCCUAAUCUUCUGCGUUUCCGUGUCAUCCAUAUUCCAUCAGUCGUAGCAUCCACAUUAGAACCACUCGGGACAGUAAUUGUUUUAUCUGGGUCACCGGUCGCUGCUGUAGCAACAUGGCUACCAAUAUCUAAUGAGGUGUCACUCAUUGAUUGUUUCGGGGUAGACGGUUUAAUAGCGGGUUGCACAGUUAGAUGUCUGGCUUGCGCCGUGAUAGCACUCACGACACUAACGCAAUCUUCGCCAUCAGUACCAAUGUUGCCAGUACAGCCCUCAUCAACCUUCUUAUUAGCCAACACCAGGAGACUAAUUGCUUCCUGGAUAAGCAAUGUUUUGCUCGAGCAACAAAAACUACAAAGUCAAUGAGAGUUGGGCUUUGAGCACCUUUUACAUGCAGUGGGGCUUAAUCGGGUGCACAUCUUAUGGAACCACUUAUUACACUCAUUACAUUGCAUCCCUUCAUCCACGGGAAAUAAGCAGUAUGGUUGUCCACAUUUAUAAGUAGACCUAGCCAUCUUGGAAAUCAACUAGAGCGGUGACAAAAACAGGAUAUGCAAAAGGAUUUUCAAACCUUAACUAAAUAAAUCAAGUAAAAGUCGACUAAGUAUGCUUAGAUGCAAUAAAUACACAAAAGCAAAAUCGAAAAACUCAAUACAAUAUCACUUUAACUGGGGUAGAUGCAAUUAAAGUGUAAACAGUAGUUUUGAUGCGUAAUUUACGAUCAAAACAGUUAAUUAACUCAACGAGAAAGAAUACCACUGUCAUAAGAAAACCACUUGCUUCGGUCUGGGCACCCGGACAGUAUCAUGGCCCAAACACAAAUCCAACGAUUUAUGUAGAGCAUAUUUACUUGGUGCCUCCUUGUACUAAUGUUUAUGUGUUUGAACAAAUAAGUAGCUGUACGGCGCAACUUAUUAGACUAAUAAAUAUCCCCAAAUGCUUUGUACAGUUAAGUGACUGUUUCUGCUAGUAAUUGUAAAAGUAUUAUGCAAUGAACGCCAACCACUUGUAUUAGACACUAUUUGUUAUAUAUGUAUUCAUAUACAUUUUAGAAAAAUAAUAUCAUACCAAAUAAAAAUAUUGAUUUAUUAAAUUACUGAUGAGUGGAAGGACUUUACACUCAGGAUCCCAUCAAGCCAGAAAAAAUCGUAAAAAGUGUCAACAAGAAAAAAGUCUGUGUAAGGUCUGAUUACAGCAAUCCAACCAAACGACCCUGAAAUCAGAC